Megalops cyprinoides (Indo-Pacific tarpon) is the source of this 1581-nucleotide messenger RNA. RefSeq names its product cytochrome P450 7A1-like. Lineage: Eukaryota; Metazoa; Chordata; Actinopteri; Elopiformes; Megalopidae. The transcript is spliced from 6 exons. Gene Ontology annotation, molecular function: heme binding; iron ion binding; cholesterol 7-alpha-monooxygenase activity. Bases 37 to 1581 code for a protein of 514 amino acids. The record is from RefSeq and is a predicted model, not a curated record. Gene Ontology annotation, biological process: cholesterol catabolic process; cholesterol homeostasis; bile acid biosynthetic process.
GUACGCUCGCUGAUCUGUCCGCAGUCCGCAGCAGCGAUGGUGCUGAGUGUCGCGCUAAUUUGGGGGAUCGUGGUCGCGCUCUGUUGCUGCCUGUGGCUCGUGCUCGGCAUCCGCAGAAGACAGCCCGGCGAACCUCCGGUGGAAAACGGUCUGAUCCCGUACCUCGGCUGUGCCCUGCAGUUCGGCGCAAACCCACUGGAGUUCCUCCGCAGCCGGCAGAAGAAGUACGGCCACAUCUUCACCUGCAAGAUCGCCGGCCAGUAUGUCCAUUUCCUCUGCGACCCGUUCUCCUACCACUCGGUCAUCCGCCAGGGUCGCCACCUGGACUGGAAGAAAUUCCACUUCGCCGCCUCUGUCAAGGCGUUUGGACAUGACAGCAUGGACCCCAGCCACGGCCACACCACUGAGAACCUGCACCAGACCUUCCUGAAGACCCUGCAGGGCGACGCCCUGCCCUCCCUGAUCGAGAACAUGAUGGAGAACCUGCAGAACGUUCUCCUGCAGCCCUGCUCCGGCCCGCCCAAAAGCUCAGACUGGGAGGUGGAUGGCAUUUUCGCCUUCUGCUACAAGGUGAUGUUCGAGUCCGGCUACCUGACCCUCUUCGGCAAGGAGCUCAACACCCAGGAGGACCAGAGCCCGGCCAGGCAGGAGGCGCAGAAGGCCCUGGUCCUCAACGCGCUGGAGAACUUCAAGGAGUUCGACAAGAUCUUCCCGGCCCUGGUCGCCGGCCUCCCCAUCCACGUCUUCAAGAGCGGCCACAGCGCCCGGGAGAACCUGGCCAAGACCAUGACAGCGGAGAAGCUGAGCAAAAGGAAGGACAUGUCGGACCUGAUCUCUCUCCGGAUGCUGCUCAAUGACACCCUGUCCACCUUCAAUGACCUGAGCAAGGCCAGGACCCACGUGGCUCUGCUGUGGGCCUCCCAGGCCAACACGCUCCCCGCCACCUUCUGGACGCUCUUCUACAUGAUCAGGAGUCCUGAAGCCCUUAAAGCGGCAACCGAGGAGGUGAGGAAGCUUCUGGAGAGCUCUGGUCAGAAACCCGACCCGCAUGGUCCACAUCUGACGAUAACCAGGGAACAGCUGGACAACCUUCCAGUGUUAGACAGCAUCAUCAAGGAAGCCAUGAGACUGUCGAGCGCAUCCCUGAACGUAAGGGUGGCCAAAGAGGACUUCCUGCUGCACCUGGACAACAAGGAGUCCUACCGCAUCCGCAAGGAUGAUGUCAUUGCCCUUUACCCCCAGAUGCUCCACUUUGACCCAGAAAUUUAUGAAGACCCUCUGACCUACAAAUACGACAGAUACCUGGACGAGAACGGAGAGGAGAAAACCAGCUUCUACAGAGACGGGCGCAAACUCCGCUACUACUAUAUGCCAUUCGGCUCUGGGGUGACCAAGUGCCCCGGGCGGUUCUUCGCUGUGCACGAGAUUAAACAGUUUCUGUGCCUGUUGCUGUCUUACUUCGAGAUGGAGCUGCUGGACUCCAGCGUGAAGGUGCCUCCUCUGGAUCAGUCUCGGGCGGGCCUAGGAAUUCUGCAGCCCACCUACGACGUGGACUUUAGGUACAGGCUGAAAGCUCAGUAG